AAAACAUAUCACCGUUGGCCCAGAAGCCCAUGCAUUUUGAAGAACAACUCCAGCAUUUUUAAAAGGCUACCUAAUCUAUAGAGGAGAAAGGAAAAGGUUUGUGACUUCUCAUUGGAGUGUACGGCUGUCCAUACUUGGAGACUGUUUCUGUGACUUUGACAAUUCAGAGUGGGAUUGAUCGUUUCCUACGAAGCAAACAACAGCUGAUAGCGAAUAUCCUGCAGGCCUUUGCCACUUUGAGAGGUGGAUUUGGGGCAUUUUGUGAGUGGAUGCAUUGGGAUGAGAUGACUGGGGAGAUCCAUGCAAAGAGAUUUAGCAGGUCUGGGAUCAGGAGAGCCUCCUCGACCACCUCGCACUUCUCCACGACUCUCGCUGCGCCAAGAGUUCCAACAGUCACGCUGACUAGCCGUAGAUUGGUGCCGGAUAAACGGGCCUUUCCUCGACAGAGCACAGGUAGUAAAGGACAGAAGGCUGGAACGAUGCCAGAUUCACCGGCUGAUGUCAAAACCCAGCAUAGGUCGACUCCGCCCACAAUGCCACCUCCACCCCCAGCUGUCAGCCAGGCAGCCAAUCGCAAUGCAUCAUUCACACCCACAACAAUGCUCAACGGUAGCAGUCACUCCCCCACGGCGCUCAACGGAGCUCCCUCAACACCCAAUGGCUUCAGCAAUGGACCGGCCACCUCUUCCACAGCUUCCCUGCCCACCCAGCAGCUUCCCCCCGCCUGCGGAGCCCGACAGCUUUGUAAACUCAAGCGGUUCCUCACCACGCUACAGCAGUUUGGCAACGACAUAUCGCCAGAGAUCGGGGAACGCGUACGCAGCCUGGUUCUUGGGCUGGUGAACUCUACGCUAACCAUUGAAGAGUUCCACUCCAAACUUCAGGAGGCAACAAACUUCCCUUUGCGGCCGUUCGUCAUUCCAUUCCUCAAGGCUAAUCUACCCCUCCUGCAGAGGGAGCUGCUUCACUGUGCACGGAUGGCUAAGCAGACCCCAGCGCAGUAUCUGGCCCAACACGAGCAGCUUCUGCUGGACGCCAAUGCCAGCUCUCCCCUGGACUCCUCUGAGAUCCUGUUGGAACUCAAUGAACAUGGCAAAAGACGUACCCCGGACAGGACCAAAGAGACCGGUGGCGAGAGGGACGGCUUACACCCAGAACACCUGGCCAAACGGCCAUGCACGGUGAGCCCCAGUCAGCGCUUCAGUCCCAGCAGCGGUCUGCCUGCCCAUCCUCCCCCUAAUGGCCUGCCCACACACCCACCCAAUGGCCUGCCACAUCCCAACCCUCCCAAUCCACAGCAUUACCGCCUGGAAGACAUGGCCCUCGCCCACCACUACAGAGACGCCUACAGACAUGCCGAGCACAGGGACAUCCGAGAACGCCACCGACAGACAGCCGUUCAUGGAGCUCGUCAAGAGGAAGUGAUUGAUCAUCGUCUGACAGACCGCGAGUGGGCUGAAGAAUGGAAGCACCUUGAUAAUUUGCUGAACUGUAUCAUGGAUAUGGUGGAGAAGACACGGCGUUCCCUCACCGUGCUGCGACGCUGCCAGGAGGCCGACCGCGAGGAGAUGAACCACUGGAUCCGACGCUAUAGCGAUGUGGAGGAUAUGAAAAAAGGUGGGAGCUCCACCCAGCGACCUCCUCCUCUUCCUCCCCACCACAACUCCUCCUCCUCCAACACUCCUAACAGCAGUGACACACAGCCGCUAGAAAUCCACCGAGAUUUCCUGCAUCGGCCACCAUCAGGUUACCUGCCUGAGGAGAUCUGGAGGAAGGCGGGUGCCCCAAGUAUCCCGCUCUCGCCAGCGCUAAAGCAACUGCAAAACAAGCAGGAGGAAGCCGUUAAUGAGGUAAAGAGGCAGGCCAUGUCUGAGCUGCAAAAGGCCGUUUCUGAUGCCGAGAGGAAAGCUCACGAGAUGAUCUCCGCUGAGCGCUCGAAGAUGGAGCGAGCAUUAGCUGAAGCAAAGAGACAGGCCUCUGAAGAUGCACAGACCGUCAUCAACCAACAGGAGGACUCUAGUGAAAGCUGCUGGAAUUGCGGUCGCAAGGCCAGCGAGACGUGCAGUGGCUGCAACACAGCACGUUACUGCGGCUCCUUCUGCCAGCACAAGGACUGGGAAAAGCACCAUCAUGUGUGCGGCCAGGGCCUGCAGGGUCUGCCCGGGAACAGCAGCGUGCCACUCGGGACACCGUCUACCAACUCCAACUCCUCCUCCUCAUCCAGCAUGCCCCCCACUCACUCAGAGAGUACUCCUCCAGGACCCCUCUCCAGCAGCGGAAGCCCGAAGGAAGCAAACUCCAGCAGCGUGUCACGCUCAACCACCCCAGCCACACCCGCCCUGAUGGAUUCCUCAUCCCGUUGACUGAAGAAUCUCCAAAUGUUAAGCCCUGCCCAGCCACGUCUACUGCUGCUACAGCAUCCUUCAUCCAAAAUAAGCUGAGGAACUGUCACCAUACUUACCCCUCCUCUCGGACUCUGCCAUCUUGGCUUUCUUAGCUACUUUAAGCUCUUGUGCGCUCCAAAAAACCUUCACAAGUCAACGCUCACAAUGAGUAAAGGGUAUCCUGUGCUUAGUUAUUAAAUACUAGGCCAAUUCUACUGAAUGCCACCAAGACAGCCAUUAAAACAUAAAGCUGAAAAACUGUCAGGCAUGGCCUCCAUAACCUACACCCUUUAAGUGAGGUGUGCUCUGUUUGUAUUGGGCAGCACUUUGCUUCAAACACAGGUGCGAGGACUAAAUAUAGUUGUUUGGACACUUUGAGUGUCCUCUAUAGAAACUCUUUGACCACAGAGCUACUUCCUCACAUGUCACAUUUCAUUGUUUUUGCUUUAAUUACAAAAAAAGUCCAAAAAUCUACUAGAAAUAAUGAUGAUACUACUACUGAUAAUAAUAAUGAAACCUGUUAACUACCUUGCUAGCUAUCCAAGAAAAUCUACACCAGACUCACCUCUCUUUACUGACGUGAACCCAAAUGAAUUUAAGUGAAUAAACAUGAUCCAAACCUUUUUAUUACACUGCCAAAGUUACGAAGAAGCACUCAUCUUGUAACCAAACGCAAACGACUUCACCUCCUCAGCAGUAAAGCCAGCUCAGACCUCCACAGGGUGUGGUGAUGUCGCAUGGUGACCAGACACUCUCACUGUGCCCUCCAUACUACAUCAGAUCCAUUAGGAGAUGGGAGGAGCACAGCUCAGAAAUUUAAAGUACGUUGACCGUUCACGCAAAGAGAAACAAUACAAAAAAUAAAGAGGCAAGAAUGAGUUUAACGUAGAUCAACGUUUAAUGAUGAGAUUGGCCUCCAAGAUUGGAAAGACAUAUGGCAAUGGAAUUGGCUAAAACCUCACUGGAUUGUACACUAAGAAUGGGCCUUUAUCUUUGGAAACUUUUUGUUUGGUUUUCCUAACGAUCCCGGAAUGCAGAGAUUUGUCGUUUUGUUGUACGAUUUUAGUCUCCCUCGUUUUCCAAAGCAUGACAAACAGACUAUAGAAUCUUCCAAGACUGGCGUAGACUUGGUUCUUUUGUUAUUUUGCUCUGUCUACCUCCCCCAUCUUCUGUGUCCAUCCCUUUUGUGUCCUCCCCAGCUCCCCAGAACCUCUGAGCAGAUAUCCAUGAAGGGAUCAAACGUUGCUUGUAGAUAUAACUUUAUGUUUCUGGAUGUCUUUGUCUUCUAAAUCUGCUUGUAAGCUAACAAGAAUUCCUAUUCUUUCUUUUUCUUUUACGUUUCAUCCGACAUUGGACAGAAAAAAGACACUCUAAAAGGAGAGAAGCUGUGCUGUACCUAUUGUGCGAUUUGUUGUAUCCAUAUUGAUGAUGAGAAUCAUGUAGAAUAUUUUAUAUCACUCACAUUGUAAGACAGUGAGAGAACGGAGGUGCAAUAUGAAAAAGCGAAUUCAGCUACUGAAUGGAACCUCAGAAACGGCCCUUAGGGUACCUUAUAAUAUAAAUAGACAUAUAAAUAUAUCUAAAAUUACCACAGUAAAUUAAUGUGAAUGUACAUAGUAUUUAAACAAGAGGUCCAAAAAUGAGUUUGCCAAAUAACAGAAACCUUUGAAGUAUACUGUCAAGACUUUGAUUUCUUUCCAUUUAAUCUGUUCUGUCUGAAGCAAAGCAACUGUUACUAUGUUGGUCAUUUUACAAAGCCUGCAGAAUGUUUGUGAUCUAGAUAAACAGACGAAUUACUGGAUGUAUUGGGCAAUAACAUUUAUAGCCAUAAGUGUGUCGAAAUGAAAGGCAACCACCAAGGAUUGACCCAGUUUGCCCCUGUUGAGAAGUUCCCAUACUGGGACUCAGGAAGGGAAAGUUGCUAGAAUCUGUGUGAAAGUUGAGUCAUCCUUUGGGCCAAAGUGUCACUGCUGUGGCCCAAAGAGUAAUUUUCACACUUGCGUGAACACAAAAUCACGAAACCCAAACGUUGAUUAUUCUUGUUCCAAGAGUCUGACGCCAGAAUCAAGCUAACACACUGAUUUGAUGACGUACUGCAAAAUAAAUGGUCUUGUUUAAAAUACAAAUGCAUUUAUUUAAGAGGAAAAAUUGUGCAAGAUAUUUAGACUUGUUUUUAGAAAAUAUAUUUCUGAAUAAUUGUUUAUUAUUUCUUACCUAUUAUAUAUUCUGUAAUAUUUUAGACAUUCUCUGAAAACAAGUCUUAUUUUACACAGUUUAGACAAACAAGGAAAAAUUUGCAGUAUAGUCUGUCUCAUUCGGCCCAAGUGAUUGUGACAUUCUUUAGCUAGCUACGAAAUCCUAUGCUAGUGUUCACUUCAAGAUCUGUUCAUUACAAUGCUCAUGUUUAUUAAGGGUUCUUCAUAAAGACAUCAGUGAUAGACAUUAACCCCUAAAAAAUAGCCUACUGGUGAGUUUUGCCACCAUCUUACACAUACAGCCCUGUUUACAGCAUUCAUUUAGUGCAGUCACGAAUUUCUGCUUGCUAAUUUCAAUUUGAAUCUGAGAUUUUGCUGAGAUGUAUUAUUAUAAUUUUUUUUUGCGUAUUUGCUGUCUCCAUGGCGUACCUCUGAUACGGACCAAACAUAAAAGGCAUAUUUUUUUAUUCUUGUAUUUUGCUGUUUCUUUAGCAGUUUAAUGCUAAUUGAGGUGUGUUGAUGGUUUAACUUAUCACAUAUGCAAAUAAUUUAUUUUCUUAUUGGAUUUUGAUUUUUUUCAGGAACAUUAGAUGUUUGAUAAAUAGGUGUAUCACGCUCUCUCUCCCUUCAUUUGAGAAGAAUUUUUGUCUUACCAUCCUUUUCCCAACUAGCUACCUCUGGUAAACUAAUCCAAGAGAAUUGUAUGUGCUUAGAGAAUGGUAUUGCUAGCUGACAUGCAAAUCCAAACUAUCAUCCAGCUCGAGCUAAACCAUGCUUAAAAUCUCAAAUAUGUGAUGCAUUAUGUACAGUAUGUAGUUUUACCCACAUAUUCAUGCCUAUAUUGUCUAACUCAAGUCAGUUCUAUAUCACUGAGUUAGACCAACAAAGCUGUUUUCUUUUGGGGUUGUCUCAAAACAAAGUUAGACCUGAAACAUUCUCUACACAAGUAUACAAACUUAAAUGUGAACACUUAGCAGAGUGCACAGUCCCAUUUUACUUAAUUACCAUGCAUACUUGCAUUAUUGUAGAGGUAACAGCUUAGUAACAAGAGGGUGAUAGUUACCUCAAAUGUCUGUUAUUUUAAACCAGAUAGCCACCUAUAAACAUUUCAACUGCUUCACUAACUUUAACUAAUUGACUCAACAUGUUGCUUCGCUAUGACAGUAGUUGACCUCAAAGUAAAAAGUGAUAGUAAAAGAAGACACUGCCAUAACACCCCUUGUGGCAACAUUGAGAAUGCAACGCACACUUGAAAUCGAGCUUGCGUAGCAAGAAGCAUUCAAGAACUUGCAUAGAGUAUUUUGCAUCUUUUGGAACGCAACAAGGCAAGAAUUUUAGCUGCAUAGCUAGAAGUGUUCACGUACUUGCGUAGAGUGUUGCGGGGCUUUAAGUGUUUCAGUAUAAAUGAACAUAAACAUAUCUCAAUAUAUAUCCAAACCAAAUAUCCAAACCAAAGCGUAACUGCACAUUCAUAGAAACAUUUGGACAUGUCGCCUGAAAAACAGAUGGCCGACUGUGCCCAUAAACCAAAGCAAACAAAAUAACCACAUUUAAAGCACAAGACAAGAUGAUUUGUUUGUAUUACUUUAAACCAGUUCUUGUUCCUGUGUAUCCAAAGCAUCAGAUAUGAUUACAAAAGCUUCUAACGUUUAAGCCAGCCUUGCUCAAAGAUUUCAUCAUUAAGAGUGGAUGAAUGAGUGAUUGAUUUAAAAAAAUAGAUAAUUUUGCUAGAGAACUUACUUGAAUCUCCAGAGCUUUAAAACAACAUCACUGGAAAAAAAUAUAGCAGAUAAUUACCCAUAAACUCAUCUAAGUACUGAACCAUUUUGAGCUUUGCAUGUCUGCUAGCCCUUUACGUUGAUAUCAUUUCCUGCUGAAAAAUAAAAACAUCUUAAACCAGCAGAAGCAAUCCAGCUUAAGAUGGUUUAAGAUGUGUAUAUCAGCAGGGUUUGCUAUGUUUUCGGCCACUCUGCUUGUAACCAAAAUCUAACCAAAAACGAGAACGUGCAAAUGCAUCUUCCACUGUGUACUGUAAUUAUUUGCUGACAUUUGGCCUUCAUUCUCUAAGCACAUCUGUGGGUGUCUGGAUUCGGUCAACAUUUGGCCUCAUGUUGAGGAAUGUCUUCGUUCAAUGAUCAACACACAGAGAGAGAAACUACAGGACAUCCUAGACAUUAAGCAAACACGCCAUUGCAGUAAUAUGGAUGCUGUAUGUUAACCCGUCAACAUCUCAAAGGUCCUGUUGGGAAAAAAGACAGCUUAAACCAGCCUAUCAAGCUCAGGAUGGUCUAGUUUGAUGGGUUAAGGGGGCUUUGGGCACUUGUAAGUUGGUCAGGCUGAUGGUGUUUUUUUUUCUCCACAUUUUUUGUCUCAAUGUUUUUCUUUAUUUUUAUGACGAUAGCAUAUAAAGCUAUAGCAUAAGUGUAAAGCUAUCAGUGGGCACUCAAGGUCAUUUUACAGAAGUAAAAUCUCAGUAUCAAACGGUCGCUUUGACUACUAAAAAAGGGCGUGCAUUGAACCUCCAUGCACAAUAAAAGCUAUGACAGCAAAAUACAUGUUUCGGAUAUUUCAGUCGACAAAGACUCAGUUUGAUACAUUUAGGCAAACGUUAUAUACUGUAUUGUGCAAUACAUCAUUCAUUACAGGAAAAGGCAUUGUUUCUGUAGGACAGGUUGGUGUGAUGAAGACAUUUUUUUUUCUGUUCCCUCUUUCAAGGUCCUGUUAUCAUUCUCUAGAUGAUGUGAACUGUGCCAGGAGAGGUUUAUUUAUUUCUUGCAUGCUAUUCUUCCCUCUUUUGCAAUCUCCCUCCCCUCUCUUACUGUGCGCUUUGGUGGACGUGACGCUGUAAAGAUUCUAAAUCAGGUUAAUGUCUGUGUUGAGAUACGUAUCUGUGUAAUUAAAAAAGA
Xyrauchen texanus (razorback sucker) is the source of this 7485-nucleotide messenger RNA. RefSeq names its product protein CBFA2T3-like. Gene Ontology annotation, molecular function: transcription corepressor activity. Gene Ontology annotation, biological process: negative regulation of DNA-templated transcription; DNA-templated transcription. Gene Ontology annotation, cellular component: nucleus. Lineage: Eukaryota; Metazoa; Chordata; Actinopteri; Cypriniformes; Catostomidae. Bases 270 to 2363 code for a protein of 697 amino acids. The transcript has 13 exons. The record is from RefSeq and is a predicted model, not a curated record.